Pelagomonas calceolata is the source of this 2414-nucleotide messenger RNA. Lineage: Eukaryota; Pelagophyceae; Pelagomonadales; Pelagomonadaceae. The record is from the annotation of a GenBank genome assembly.
CUGGUCGACGCGGCGACUGGCGUAUCGCGGCGGCGGCGUUGCAGCGCAGCCCUACGAGCGGUCGAGACGCGGCGAUGCGUGCGAGCGCUGCGAGAGGAAAGCAGUGUUUGGCUGCAGAGGUGUUGUUACUCCUUGCACGCGCACGAGCGCUGGAAAAACGCCCGCAGUCGCUGUAAGAGAUGAUCAGCUGUCUCGAGACAAUGUAUGAAUGCACCAACAGCGCGUACGCGGCAGGCGGCGCUCGUGGAGCAAAUUUCUCUCGGGUUUUACAGCUGAGCCACAAUAUUUUACAUUCGUUUGGCUGCUACGCCGUCAAUAUCACUUCUCUGACCGGCUGCAUGUGCUGCUGACACCCGUAUUGUUAUCUGGCAUGGCUGAGGCGCCGAAAACAGCGGCUCCAGCCGCCAAAAAAGCGCCUGCAGCCACGCCACCUACUCAGAGUCAGCAGGGCGGCCCGCCGACGGACCUCGGCCCGGGCUACGCCGUCGAGCGCCAGAUCGGCACGGGCUCCUUCGCCACGGUCUGGCUCGCCACGAAGGACAACCAGUCAGUAGCGAUCAAGGCCGUCGAUCGAAGCCGACUCACGAAAAAGCUGCGAGCCAACUUGGAUGAUGAGAUCAAGAUCCUUGGCAGUGUCAAACAUCCCAAUUUGGUGGCGUUCGUCGAUGCGGUGCCGCGACCGGAGCGUAUUUAUGUCGUGCUCGAGUUUCUGGCCGGAGGCGACCUGCAAAAAUAUAUCCGGAGCAAAGGUAGACUGCAAGAAAGCACGGCCCAAAAGUGGAUCGGCCACCUCGCGGCUGGUUUAGAAUGUUUGUGGAGCCGGUCUUUGGUCCACCGGGACCUCAAGCCACAAAACUUGCUGUUGACGGAGGCGUCAGAUCAAGGUGUGUUAAAAAUCGGCGACUUCGGCUUUGCGCGGCAAUUAGGACCGUCUAAACUCGCGGAGACCCUUUGUGGAAGCCCCUUGUACAUGGCUCCCGAAAUCCUAGCUCUGAAGAGGUAUGAUGCAAAAGCCGACCUCUGGUCCGCGGGCACGGUCCUCUUCGAGAUGGUCGCCGGCCGGCCGCCCUACACGGGGCGAGACCACCGGGAUCUACUGAGGAACAUCCGACGGAAGGCCUUGCGGCUGCCAAAAGACGUGACUGUGUCCAGAGAAUGCCUGGAUGUCCUCCAGAAGCUGCUGCGGCGGGACCCUUUGAAGCGGUGCGCCUUCGAGGACUUCUUUCGGGAUCCCUUCGUGAACGGGUGUGCUCUUACACAAGUCGUGGGCGACCCCUUUGCGCUGGCGCCGGUCGCGGAAGUAUCUUCCUCACCUCCCGAGAAGCUGGCGUCUCCGAUACUGAGAGCGGCGAACGCGGCCGCGGCGUCUUCACUCUUAGCUUCUAGACCGCCGCCCUUCAUGACCCCCAAGUCGCCCUCGGCCCCGUUCGCGGCCCUCGUCUCGUCCUCCUCGUCGUCGCCGCGCGCGACGCCUCGGAAGAUAGAGGGCCGGCCGCCGCGGUCGCCGACAUCUCUCAAGAAGCCGUCAAUGCCCACGCCGCCGCGGUCCGCGCCCGCGUGGAAUCAACCAUUCGUCACUGCGCCGUAAAACUUUUGACUUCCGCACAGGUCCACGCCGUCGACGCCCGCGCGGAAAGGGCCUCCUCCCCCUCCUUUCGCCUCGCAGAACUCGCCAGCGAAGGCGUCGCUCGGACGCAUGCGAUCCAUGUCGGACCCGACGGAGCCACCCACACCGGUGAAGACGCCGUCACCUCCAGCAGCUUCUCCUCGGAAGCGCUCGUCCACCGUCGACGGACGAUCGCUCGACGAAUUAACCUUACAAGGCUAUGUGGUCGUCGACGAUCCGACUUCGCUCCAAGCCCAUCGAGUCCAAGUUUUUGCGGCUUUCGCGCUAUCUCGCUUGGCCGACGGCGUCAAAUCUGGUGAGGACGAGUGCGAGGCCGGCAAGGCCGUGGUCUUAUAUGGCGAAGCGUUGCGAGGUUUGAAGAGAGUCGCUACUGCCUUAGUACCUCAUAAAAAUGAAGCGAAGGCCGCCGAACUUUUGAGUCUAGUGGAGGACGCGCGCCAGUCGAUCGUGGAACGAGCCGCGUCGUGCCGAGACAUGCUCGGGGCUACUGCUGUUGAUUUACCUUCUUCUCGCGACGUGGCGAUGGGCGUCUGUACGUCUCUGUCCAAACGGGGCGCGCAAUGUGAUCAGAACGGCGACUGGAAGGCGGCCAAGGUUCUUUACGAAAGAGCCGUCGAGGGCUUCCGGGCGUUACUGGCUUUGGGCGGUUUGAGUGACGAGGCGACGGACCACGUGGUGGCCAUGGUCGGGCCCGAGGGCGCGCUAUUGGACGCGCUGAAGACGAUCGACGACCAACUUUGAACUAGAUUGUUUGUUCCUAUAUAGAGUAAGAAGCUUGUAACCUUAA